AAACAUCUCUAUCAAGACAACUUCUCUUUCUUCGACCUUUUUAACAGUUUUCCCUGCUUGGACAUAAUUGAAAAGUUCAUAACAACAUUUUCAGCAUUGGAAUCAAACAAUAUGUGGAGUAUUCCACGAAACAAAGAAGAUAAGAAGGGAUAUAGUUGGUUUCAGCGGCAGUUUUUCCAGCAAAAUGGCUCCUCAUGAUUAUGACUUCUCUUAUGAGAUCGAGUUCUCGACGGCAAUAGCUGCUGCUGCAUUUGUUAUCCAUUCAGUUGAAGAGGCCGACUUGGAAUCCGAAAACAAGUUGAGAGAUGGCACCAGAGCAUCCAUGGGCAGGGUAAAGACUAGAAAAGAUGACCCGUCUAUGCCGCCGGAAUCCAGACAAAUUUCCAGCAAGGAAGCAGAAGGUGCUGGCGAGGAUGCGAUGCCGAGAGAACCCGCAAGAUGGGCGGGUUCUAAUCAAUUAGAAAGAACAACAAGACGAAGUCCGGAUGCCAAGACCGAUGCGUGGGAGAAAUCUGCCAUGGCUAAGCUUGUAAAACGGCAUGAGAAGGUGAACUCUAGCAUCAUUGCUUGGGAGAAGGAGAAGAAGAUGAAAGCCAAAGUAGACAUGGAAAGGCAAAAGAGGGAACUGGAGCAGAGAAAGGCAAUAAAUCUGCUACAUUAUCAGAACGAAACGGCAAGGAUAGAUCACAUUGCAAGAGGGGCGCGAGCGCAGUCAGAAGACAAGAGGAGAAAGGAAGAGUCUCAGGUGAGAGAGAGAGCAAAGAAGAGGAUUAGAUCCAAAGGAAAGGUUCCUUUUGGUAGAUGUUUCUGUUUUUGAAGAUGGAACCCUCCA
Rhododendron vialii is the source of this 832-nucleotide messenger RNA. RefSeq names its product remorin. The record is from RefSeq and is a predicted model, not a curated record. The transcript is spliced from 5 exons. Lineage: Eukaryota; Viridiplantae; Streptophyta; Magnoliopsida; Ericales; Ericaceae. The coding region runs from base 185 to 817 and encodes 210 amino acids.